This is a messenger RNA of Haemonchus placei, 108 nucleotides long. NCBI's taxonomy places the organism in Eukaryota, Metazoa, Nematoda, Chromadorea, Rhabditida, Trichostrongylidae. The record is from the annotation of a GenBank genome assembly.
AUGCGACAACGACCGUCAUUAAAGAAAUUCAUUUUUCUUACUGUCAUAUUUCACAUUGCAGGUGGGCAAUUUUGCUUUUUCUCUCUUCUCCUUUUACUGUGCUUUUGA